Messenger RNA from Rotaria sp. Silwood2, 3007 nucleotides. The record is from the annotation of a GenBank genome assembly. Lineage: Eukaryota; Metazoa; Rotifera; Eurotatoria; Philodinida; Philodinidae.
GGUGGGGGUGGGGCUGUGGGGGUGGCUGGGAGUGCGGGCGGGAGGAGGCCCAUCCCGGCAUCCACAUCCACACCCACACCCACACCCACACACCCACACACCCACACCCACACCCACACCCACACACCCACACCCACACCCAUACCCAUACCAACAUCUGCAAUGUAUGUAAGAUAGGCUGAUAUGAAAAUCAUCCGAUCUCGAUAAGUCACUGAUGAAGAAAAACUCGAUGUAAAUUGUUUCAAAAUAUAGUGAAUCAUCAGUAGUUAUCGUUGUGCUUGCUGUUUUGCAUUAGAUUAACGUUGUCAAAAAGAUUCGAUUGAUAUACGACAAUAAUGUAAAAAAUAUUCAUAUAGAAUUGUUACGUGUGUCAACAAAUCUGUGAACAUACAUUUACUUCGAAUGCUCGUCUUUUUCUUAAACGAAAAAACUUACAGUUAAGAAGAUACUUGAUUCGUAUAUAAGAAAGAAAGCACUAUUGAAUGCGAGACUCAAAUUAUCUUCAGAUUCGCUUUUAUUGUUUUCCAUUAUUUUUUUUGGAAACGAUACAAUACGACCACAAUUCACCGGUAUACUCUCUAAGUAAUUUAUGAGCUUUGUAACAAUUCAAAGAUCAAAACACAUUGAUCAUACUUCUGAAUGAUGGGAUAUUAUCCCAUACAAAUGUGAGUAAUAGUGACUUGGCGUUUUUUUUCCCAUUAUAUAUCGAUUACCUUUAUCUCUUUCUUUGUGUUUAUUAUGAAUCUGUCUAACGACUAUGUGAAUAAGAGAAUAAUGAAUGAGUGUUGGUAUUUGUCCAAGUAUUGGGUAAUGGAUCAAUAAACAUAACGAUGACAGCAGAAGUGAAAUAUAUAAAUAGUAGAACAUUUUAGCUAACAUAACCAUUAUUUUCUUUUACUUUAUCUCUUGGCCAUAAAAAGGAAUAUUAUAAGUAAGUUGUAAGAGAAUACUACACCUAGUAAAUUUCUUUUUUUUUUACAUUUAAUGCACUAUUUACAGACGAUACAGUGAUUAUGAAGCUGACUUGGACAUUUUAUCUAUUAGCAAUUAUUAUCGUUGCAAGUGUCAUUACACCGUCGAAUUGUUUGAAUUUUACGGGUUUGAAGGAAAUAAUAAUAAACAAGCGACGUAAGAAAACUGAUAAAAAUCUAAUUAAAAUGACAACAAAAUGCUCAUUAUGAUAGAUAUUCUUUAGUCUGUUUAAAAUAACGAACCUUAUUUUUUGAUUGAAAUUGAAAAAUGAAAUAGAUUUCGUAUCAGAACAAUAUUUUUUGGAAGCGAUGCACAUUUUUCGUAGGACAGUGGAAUGACUAACAAGGUUGUUAGAACAAUGGUCACAAAUAACUUGAUUUAGAAAAUUUGCUUCUUCAAUUACACAAUAAGAUUAUUUGAUUAGCUCAUAUGGUUAUUUGUUUGACGAGUAUUCUAGAAAGUUGAUUUGUAAAAUGAAAUUUUCAUUAGUCAGAUUUCUGAUACACAUAGACUUUCAAAAUUAGUCAAUUUUGAUUUUAUCGAUUGACAUUUAGUUCUAUUCUCGUAACCGUUUAGAGGAGGAUUGUUGAUUAGUUACUUUUGCUAUUUUUUUCUUUUACUUGUUGAAUUUCAUGACCACUCGAAAUCUACUAUCGUUUUGAAAAAGUAAUGGGUGUGAUUGCUUUUGAAUAAUUCUAGAAUGGAAAGAGAUAGGAACCUACGGUUUUCACAGAUCAAUAGGCAACAUUUGACUGCAUAUUGACAUAUCAAAAGAAAAUGUCCGAAACAAAUAGCCAACAUUUGGUCUUUUGCGAGGAUCUUUGAAAAAGCUUUGCAUAUGUUAGGUUUUUCGUAUAGAAAUUUAGUGUUUUGUUUUGUAUGACGAGGUGUGAGUGUUGAUGUGGGAAUGAGUCAUCUUUUCACAAACAUUCACACACACCUAGACCUAUAAAAUCACACUCACAUUCAAAGUCAUACUCACAUCUCGUCAUGCAAAAACUUACUAAAUUUCUAUGAGAAAAAUCUAAAAUAUGCAAAGCUUUUUCAAAGAUCCUUCAAAAAAGACAAACGUUGACUAUUUUUUUGUAUGCCAAUAUGCAUUCGAGUAUUGUCUAUUGAUCAGUGAAAAUCGCAGGUUCUUAUCUCCUUCCAUUCUAGAAUUAUUUCAAAAAAACAGUCACCCAUUGUUUUCUGAAAAAAGACGGUAGUCUAGACGAUGUUCAAGAAAAUUUCUCACUUGAUAAUCAAUGUUUUUAUGCUAAAAACGUUUUGUGAAAUUUCAAUUAAUCAUAUAGAUUCAGAAUUGCACCACGGUGGAACAAUUCGACAUAGAAAUCAUUCCAUACAUGAACUCUACGACAAGAAUGCACAAGCUGGUGGAAAUACAGCGUCUACAAAUAAUAUUUUGUAUAAUUACGGUGGUCGUGUAUUAACUGGAACUACCAAAGUUUAUCUUCUGUUUUAUGGCACUUGGACGAGUACUCAAAUAAAUAUUAUUAGGACAUUCGUUUCGACAGUUGGAACUACAAAUUGGUUCAACAUCGAAAAGACCUACUACUAUCAAGCUGCAUCCGGAAGUUCCAUUGUAAACACAGCAGGUCCACUCACUCUCGGAGGUGCAUGGACAUUGGACUACAUUUAUGGAACUCAACUUACAGGUACGAAUAUACCAGAUGCAUUUUCGAAUUAUAUUAGCCAGGGACAAUUACCAGAUGAUCCAAACGGUAUCUACUUAUGGCUGAGCUCUGCAGAUGUGUCAGAAAGCAAUUCAUGGGGUGAAUCUUUUCUUCAAAACUAUUGUGGAUAUCAUUCAACAUUUCCUAUUGAAUCUACACAAUACAUUUACGGAUUUAUAGGAAAUCCAAAAACAACUUAUGGUUGCAAUCCUUAUUUCCAGACUGUUUCACCUAAUAGUGAGCUCGGUGUUGACGCCAUGGUGAGUGUCAUCGCACACGAAAUAGUAGAAGCAAUGUCUGACUCAUUGGGUAAUGCAUGGUAUGAUUCAACUGGUGACGAAAAUGGAGACAAAUGGUAA